Molecule: messenger RNA, 105 nt
Organism: Gryllus bimaculatus (two-spotted cricket)
Lineage: Eukaryota; Metazoa; Arthropoda; Insecta; Orthoptera; Gryllidae
Source: the annotation of a GenBank genome assembly
UUUUUCACAGAAAUGGCCAUUGGGGAAAAGGCCCAGAAGGGUUGGUGGAAAAGAGAGGCAGAUGGGGAGGUUUAUGUGUGUAGGAAGUGGCCAACUUCAGGAAGA